Messenger RNA from Pelmatolapia mariae (spotted tilapia), 1968 nucleotides. RefSeq names its product solute carrier family 28 member 3-like. The transcript is spliced from 17 exons. Bases 1 to 1968 code for a protein of 655 amino acids. Gene Ontology annotation, cellular component: plasma membrane. The record is from RefSeq and is a predicted model, not a curated record. Gene Ontology annotation, molecular function: pyrimidine- and adenosine-specific:sodium symporter activity. Gene Ontology annotation, biological process: purine nucleoside transmembrane transport; pyrimidine nucleoside transport. Lineage: Eukaryota; Metazoa; Chordata; Actinopteri; Cichliformes; Cichlidae.
AUGGAGCUGGAUAUAAUAGAAAAUAAGGAUGGAAAACAAGGAAAUGACAAUGAGGCCUUUGAAUCAGAGGAACAGCAGCACAUAUGCACUGAUGUGGAAAUCUCCUCCGAAGGUAUAGACGAUGCAUCGGCAAAGACGGGACAACACAACAAGAGCUUGCUGGAAAAGAAAGUGGAGGCACUCCAGGGCUAUAUGGCAAAGCACAAAGACCAGAUUCACCUGAUUAUCCAGCUAGUUUUAGCUGCUGGCUUUGUUGCCAUGGUGAUAGCGGCAUGUGUUGUGAACUUCCAUCGGGCUGUGGGGCUGCUGGUCAUCUCCUUGGUAACCAUUUUUUUCCUGGUCUGGGAUUGGAUGAUGGAACGAUAUGGUGAGCAAGUGUGGGAGGCUCUUGCUCCUAUCAGAGACCUUCUCAGCAGGAACUGGUGUGGGAUCAGAUGGAUAAUAUAUAUGUCAGUGCUCGUAGCCGCGGUGUGCUGGCUUGCUCUGGACACGGCCCAGCGGGGGACUAGACAGCUGGUAUCUUUCUUCGGCUUGCUGCUGUUCGUCUUCUUAACACUCCUGUUCUCCAAACACCCCUUCAGGUGGUCUUGGCAAACGCUGGUUUUUGGGACUGGGCUGCAGUUUAUCUUUGGUCUUCUCAUUCUCAGGACCACAUUUGGUUUAGGUGCAUUGCGGUGGCUUGGAAACAAAGCAGAGGUGUUUAUGUCCUUCGCAGAUACUGGAUCAAAGUUUGUGUUUGGUGAAAGUUACACGGACCACUUCUUUGCCUUUAGGGUGAUGCCAAUACUUGUAUUUUUAAGCUCUGUCAUCGCCAUGCUCUACCACAUUGGCUUCAUGGCCUGGCUCAUUUGUAAGAUUGGAUUCAUAAUGCAGGUUACCAUGGGAACAUCUCCAGCAGAAUCAAUGGCUGCAGCUGGAAAUAUAUUCCUUGGACACACCGACUCACCUCUCCUGAUUCGUCCAUAUAUCAGUGAGCUAACUCUUUCAGAGAUCCAUGCUGUGAUGACAGGAGGUUUUGCCAGCAUCUCUGGUACCAUUUUGGGAGCCUACAUCUCCUUUGGGGUUGAUGCAACGCACUUGUUGACAGCAACAGUAAUGUCUGCUCCAGCUUCCCUGGCCAUUGCCAAGAUGUUCUGGCCUGAAACUUCAGUUUUAAGGUCGAAUCGACCAGUCAAAAUGGACAAGGGUGAAAGCAAGAAUUUGUUGGAGGCGGCAUCCCUUGGUGCAUCUCGUGCAAUCGCACUAGUGGCCAGCGUUUUAGCCAACAUCAUUGCCUUCAUGGCCCUGCUGGCCUUUUUUGAUGCUGUCCUCUCCUGGCUGGGAGGGAUGUUCGACUGUCCACAGCUCAGCUUCUCACUCAUCUGCUCCUACGUGUUCAUGCCUCUCUCCUUCAUGAUGGGUGUUUCCUUUGAGGACAGUUUCAUUGUUGCUGAACUGAUGGGCAUUAAGACAUUCCUUAAUGAGUUUGUGGCCUAUCAGAAGCUGUCAGAGUUGAUAAACCGGAGGAAGGCAGGGGGGCCAGAAUAUGUGAACAAUGUGAAGCAAUACAUUUCUGUCCAUUCUGAAGCCAUUGCAACGUACGCUUUGUGUGGAUUUUCCAACUUUGCUUCACUGGGAAUGUCGAUUGGAGCACUGUCUGCCAUGGCUCCAGACAGACGAUCUGAUAUCUCCAGCUGUGGCCUCAGAGCUCUGAUUGCAGGCAGCAUCUCUUGUUUCAUGACAGCUUGUAUCGCAGGUAUGUUGUACAUCCCUGAUUUUGAGUGCCCACAUUUGCUGAGUGUAGAGUUCAACAACACCGGCAUGACCAACAGCUCACAGCUGCACGCCUGCUGCACAGAACUGUAUAACAGUGUGACAGUGUACGAGCCAUGGAACGUGACAACAGGGGAUGGAUUCAGUCAGAGCAGCCUGCUCGGCUGCUGCACACUCAUGCCGUCUGAACGUUUCAACUGCAGCCUCAUGCUGUAA